AGAGAGAGAGGCAGCGCAGAACGGAGACACAAACAAGGGGACAGGACUACGACUGACACAGUUUUUCGCUUCUAUAAUAACCUGCAACAUGAGGACGUCUAAGAGGACGUAUCCGAUCUGAAUUUGAGGGAACUCGUCACCAUUUCAGCUCCACGUCCGAGUCGACGCUCGCUUCGCCUGAGAGGGACUCCAGUAUGUGUGCGGCAUGAGGGUCCACUUGUGGUGCUUUCUGGUUCUGUGUGCGUGUGAAGCGCCUCACUCCUCCUCCCUCCCCACCCUCAUCUCCACCCUCAUCUCCACCACCACCACCACCACCACCACCACCACCACCAUCCCCUUAGCGACACUCUCAUCUGAAGAAGAAGGCUCCUCCCAGCCGUCCGCUACCCCAACUGUGGACGACAGCGCCCAGCUAGUGGAUUGGCUGUCAAAGUAUGGGUACCUCCCUCCAUCGGACGCCUCUACUGGUCAGCUGCAGACCUGGUCAGCUGUCACUCAGGCUGUGAAGGCCAUGCAGAAGUUUGCUGGUCUGGAUGAGACGGGGAUUGCUGAUGAGGAGACUCUUCGGCUGAUGCAGACCCCUCGCUGCUCCCUUCCUGAUGAGGACAAAGCAGCCAAUCAGCUGUCGGCUUUGCAUGGGAAGACCCAGAGCCACCGGAGGAGGAGGGCAGUGACAUCCGUGACGUCCGUGACAUCAUGGGCACGCCGCAAUAUCAACUGGAGGUUGAGCUCCUACCCCGGUGCCUCUGCUCUGCCCCGUGAGACGGUGCGCUCCCUUGUCUUCUACGCCCUCAGGGUCUGGGCAGAACCAACUCCUCUGGAGUUCCAUGAGGUUCGAGGUGCGGAGGCAGCAGAUCUUCAGGUGGACUUCCUGCAUGGUCCCCAUGGCGAUGGGUAUCCUUUCGAUGGUACAGGGGGCGCCGUGGGUCAUGCCUUCUACCCCUCUGACCCGGACAGGGCAGGGGGCGUACAUCUGGACGCUGAGGAGGAAUGGGCAUUCAGACAGCCAGCGUCAGAGGGUACUGAUCUCUUCACGGUGUUGAUUCAUGAGCUGGGCCAUGCUCUGGGCCUGUCUCACUCCUCCGCCCGGCGCUCGGUCAUGAGGCCCUACUACCAGGGGCCCCUGGGGGACCCGCUACACUUCAGACUGGGGGCCCCCGACCUGGAACAGAUCACCGCCCUCUACGGGAAGAGGAGCAAUGACCUUCCCCUGGAGGUCGCCCAUGAAGCCAGAGAGCCCCUACUGAGACACCCAAACAAGGCCACACAUGGACACCAGCACCAUCACCACCACCACAGCCACACACACAGACACUGGCACAGUCAUGGCCAGGACAUUGAUCGUUGUAACACCAGUUUUGAUGCCGUAGCCAAGAUCCGAGGAGAGAUAUUUUUCUUCAAAGGCCUGAGCAUGUGGCGUGUGAUGCGUGGGGGACUGGUGUCUGGGCGUGCAGUGUCAGCACGGCGUCUGUGGGGGGCACUGCCUCCCACCCUCACCUCUGUCAGUGCCGUGCUAGAGAGGCACUCGGACCAUGGCAUCCUCUUCAUCAGCGACUCGCAGGUGUGGCUGUUCAAGGAGCUAUCGCUGCAGGACGGCUACCCUCGGCCCGUCUCCAACCUCACCUCGGCCCCCGGGGGCCACCAGGGGCUCCUGUGGGACCCCGAGGAAGGGGUAGCCACCUGGGGGGACAUCUCUGGGGACGACCGGCAGGAAACAGGAAGAGGGGGAGGCGGAGGCAGAGGAGGAGGAGGAGGAGGAGGAGGAGGAAAAGGAGUACAGAAGGAGAGUGAGGCCUGGAGAGAACUCAUUGCAGAUGGGGUGAAUGGAAUCAUCACAGAGAAUGACGGAUCGACAUACCUCUUCAAGGGAUGUUCCUACUGGAAGUUUUCCCACCCAGGCUCUGCUCCUGAGGAGGGUUACCCGCGCUCUCUGGCCAGCGACUGGCUGGACUGCCCCACCCCGUCCCCUGACCUCCAGGAGGACGACCUCUCCUUAACACUGCCCGACGACCGGCGGCGGCGGCAGGAGGUUCGACAACGUCAUGGGGCACACGGAGGCUCCAUGGAGGAUACUGCCGAUCAGAUCAGACUGAGAUCAGGCCAACAAAGACACAAACACAGCAGUCGUAGCCACACGGACAGAGACUUGACCAGGGAAUCGCCUCUUUACUGGACAUGUCCUUGCCUAAACCAGGCAGCAGGGGUCACCAGACUGCAACUAACCAUACAGGCCCUUCUGUGGCCGCCUCUCUUCCUUAUUCUGAUUCAGUAAUAAUGGACAGACAGUCUAUCUGAGGAAAGUUGGAGGUCAUUUUCUGCAUCCAGAGGCGCCGUCAGAAAUGUUGGGCCCCAUAAGAGAUUCGAAUUUUGGGCCCCCUUCAGGGCCCCUGUCAAUGCUGUCAAUGCUUGGGCCCUUAGAAUCUGUAACC
Engraulis encrasicolus (European anchovy) is the source of this 2429-nucleotide messenger RNA. RefSeq names its product matrix metallopeptidase 17b (gene mmp17b). The transcript has 12 exons. Gene Ontology annotation, cellular component: extracellular matrix. Gene Ontology annotation, biological process: collagen catabolic process; extracellular matrix organization; proteolysis. The coding region runs from base 206 to 2272 and encodes 688 amino acids. Gene Ontology annotation, molecular function: metalloendopeptidase activity; zinc ion binding. Lineage: Eukaryota; Metazoa; Chordata; Actinopteri; Clupeiformes; Engraulidae. The record is from RefSeq and is a predicted model, not a curated record.